UGUUUCAAAAUCGUACAUUUUUUUCUUAUUUGUUUCAAAAUCUAAUCGCACAUAGCAUCUCAUAAUCCUAUAUUUUCGAUUUAUUGUCCCAAUUCUCUCUCUUCUCUGAAAUAUAGGCCUUUUCCCCUUUAUUAGGGUUUCUGAUUUCUCCUACGAUUCUGCAUUAUCUCCCUCCGCCAUUGAUACAGAUUUUCCUCUUCAAUUCCUUCAUUUCAGGAAUUGAUCUGUGUGGUAACGAUUGCAACUUUUUGAUCGAUCGGUGUCAAUAUAAACCUGCAAGCAACAUUUUUUUGGUAUCUCUCGGUUUAGGUUAAGAGAAUUUAGCUUCUGAUUUUGGAUUUUCGGGAUAUUAAACCCUAAGGUUGAGGAUUUCUAUUCCUAUAUACCAUGAGAACCUCGUGGGCUGAUGCUGUUGAUAAUGCAGCUUCUGGCUCUGAUGGUUAUGGGGUUGGUGGAGCUUCAAAUGCUCCCCAAAAACCUGCAUAUGUCCCUCCUCAUCUUCGUAACAGACCACGCACUCCUGAACAAAUGCCGGGCCCACCUACCUCAAACAAUGUCCCACUUCCGAUCAAUGAUAGGUCAGGAUAUAGCGGACAAACAAGUGGCUCACGGUGGGUGGCCCCUAGGGCUGACUAUGGUAGGCCAGGGUACAAUACUGGCGGCCGUGGUGGUGGUGGUGGUGGACGUGGUGGUUGGGGAAACAGAGGUGGUAGUUGGGGUGGUAGAGAAUAUGAAGCCAAUCCAUUUGGUAAUGAUGACGUAGACUCUGCUGAAGAGAUUGCAUCAGAUCAAGAAAGCAGUGGUAUCAACUUUGAUGCUUAUGAAGAUAUUCCUGUUGAAACAAGUGGUGUUAAUGUCCCCCCUCCAGUUAACACUUUUGCUGAAAUAGACUUAGGAGGAGCUUUAAAUCUCAACAUUAGGAGGUGCAAAUAUAUCAAACCUACCCCUGUUCAACGUUACACUAUUCCCAUUUCUCUUGCUGGAAGAGAUCUUAUGGCUUGUGCUCAAACAGGAUCUGGAAAAACAGCUGCUUUUUGCUUUCCUAUAAUUAGUGGAAUUAUGAGGGGUCAAUCUGUACAAAGACCUCACGGUUUUAGAACUGUCUUUCCUCUUGCUCUUAUUCUUUCUCCCACUAGGGAACUCUCUUGUCAGAUACAUUUGGAAGCUCGAAAGUUUGCUUAUCAGACAGGUGUGAAGGUGGUGGUUGUUUAUGGUGGAGCACCUAUUAAUCAACAGUUGAGAGAGCUUGAGAGAGGAGUUGAUAUACUUGUGGCAACACCUGGAAGAUUAGUUGAUUUACUUGAAAGGGCAAAAGUGUCAUUACAAAUGAUAAGGUAUUUAGCUCUUGAUGAAGCAGAUCGUAUGUUGGAUAUGGGAUUUGAGCCUCAAAUAAGAAAAAUAGUGGAACAAACAGACAUGCCUCCACCUGGUGGAAGACAAACAAUGCUUUUCAGUGCCACUUUUCCUAGAGAAAUCCAGAGACUUGCGUCUGAUUUUCUUUCAAAUUAUAUAUUUCUAACUGUGGGGCGUGUCGGGUCAAGUACUGAUUUGAUUGUUCAAAGGGUGGAAUUUGUUCAAGAAACUGAUAAAAGAAGCCACCUUAUGGACCUUCUUCAUGCACAAAUUGAUAAUGGAUCUGGCAAGCAAUCUCUUACACUAGUUUUUGUUGAGACAAAAAAAGGAGCCGAUUCACUUGAAUAUUGGCUAUGUGGCAAUUCGUUUCCCGCUACUACAAUUCAUGGAGACAGAACACAACCGGAAAGGGAGUUGGCAUUGAGGUCAUUUAAGAGUGGGAAGACUCCAAUUCUUGUUGCUACUGACGUGGCAGCACGUGGGUUGGAUAUCCCACAUGUUUCACACGUGGUUAAUUUUGACCUUCCUAAUGACGUUGAUGACUAUGUACACCGGAUAGGGAGGACAGGGCGAGCUGGCAAGACGGGAUUGGCUACGGCUUUUUUUAAUGAGAAUAAUAUGUCGUUAGCUAAACCGCUAGCGGAUCUUAUGCAAGAAGCUAAUCAAGAAGUGCCACAGUGGUUGACUCGGUACGCCAGCCGGGCGGCUUAUGGUGGUGGUAAGGGUAGGCGGUCCGGCGGGCGGUUUGGUGGCCGGGAUUUUAGAAAGGAGAAUUCGUUCAAUAGGGGGGUUGGUGGAGGAAUGGAUUACUAUGGUGGUGGUGGUGGUGGAUAUGGUGGUGGUUAUGGUGGGGCUGGUGCACCUAGUGCAUGGGAUUAGUCUUUUUUUUUUUUUUUUUUUAAUUAAAAAGUAUUGUUAGGGAUUAAGAAUUAUGGUGUGGAAAUUUUGUUCUAGGUGACAUGGUUAUAUAUCAUGGUCUAAUCUCUAUAAUCAAAAGGAGAAUACUAACGAAGAGACAAUGCUUGAAGCGAAGUGAUGUUAUUUAUAUUAACUUGUACCUUAUGCAUUGAAACUCAUCAAAUGUACCAUAAAGAAGACUAUAUCAAACUCAUCAUUUUACGUGCCAAUAAAUCUGAAACAAUCAGAAACAAUGAAAUCAAACCUAAUAUUUUAUUUCUUCA
Molecule: messenger RNA, 2534 nt
Organism: Lactuca sativa (garden lettuce)
Lineage: Eukaryota; Viridiplantae; Streptophyta; Magnoliopsida; Asterales; Asteraceae
Product: DEAD-box ATP-dependent RNA helicase 37
Molecular function (GO): nucleic acid binding; ATP binding; RNA helicase activity
Source: RefSeq, a predicted model, not a curated record